Sinocyclocheilus grahami is the source of this 1812-nucleotide messenger RNA. It is a transcript of the gene ciapin1, whose product is annotated as cytokine induced apoptosis inhibitor 1. The record is from RefSeq and is a predicted model, not a curated record. Lineage: Eukaryota; Metazoa; Chordata; Actinopteri; Cypriniformes; Cyprinidae. Gene Ontology annotation, molecular function: iron-sulfur cluster binding. Gene Ontology annotation, cellular component: cytoplasm. Gene Ontology annotation, biological process: iron-sulfur cluster assembly. The transcript has 9 exons. The coding region runs from base 102 to 1037 and encodes 311 amino acids.
AAUGUCAUCAUUUCAGCGCGACGCCUACGUGCAAUAACCUGCGACAUUACUGCGACGUCCAUUGUGACCGGUGUUGGGAAAACAUUCUUUAACAGUAGGUGAUGGCAGACCUUGGACUGAAGGAGGGGGACGGGGUGCUGCUGAUAUGGACUCAGCCAUCAUCUCCCACUGCACUGAAGGAGUUUGCUGAAAGCAUUGGCACUGCUGUUGGUAACCAGAGUCUGGUAUCUUUGGAGAACAUGGAGAGACUACAACUUUCUUCUCACGCAGCUUCAAGUUAUGACUGGGUUCUCUCAGGCCUGCUGACCGACAGCUCACCAAUCCACAGUUCAGAAAUGUUGGCUGAGAUGGCCAGAGUAAUGAAGCCUGGUGGCAAACUUGUGCUAGAAGAGCCGGUAACAGGUUCUGAGGACAAUGGUGUGAGAACCGCUGGGAAACUAAUGUCAGCUCUUAAACUGUCUGGAUUAGUAUCUCUCACUGAGGUAAAGACCGAGCCGCUGAGCCCAGAGGCAGCCACAGCUCUGAAAGAACUCACAGGGUUCCAGGGAAACAUGCUUUUAAGGGUGCGCAUGUCGGCAUCUAAACCUAACUUUGAGGUCGGAUCCUCGACGCAACUGAAACUUUCCUUUGGCAAGAAAACCACUACAACGGAGAAACCAGCUCUUGAUCCAAGCACCGCACAAAAGUGGACUCUAUCAGCCAAUGAUAUGGAUGACGAUGAUGUGGAUUUGGUGGAUUCAGAUGCGCUUUUGGAUGCCGAUGAUCUGAAAAAGCCUGACCCGUCAUCUCUCAAGGCUUCCUGUGGAGAUGACUCCAAAAAGAAAAAGAAGGCCUGCAAAAAUUGCACAUGUGGCCUUGCUGAGGAAUUGGAAGAGGAGAGUACAGCAACUCAGAAAGCCAGCCAGCCCAAAUCAGCCUGUGGAAGUUGUUAUCUGGGCGAUGCCUUCCGAUGUGCCAGUUGUCCAUAUUUAGGCAUGCCUGCCUUCAAACCUGGAGAGAAGGUUCUGCUGGCCAACACUGAUAUAGCUGAUGCAUAGACACUCACUUUUGAGAUAUUAUUACAUUCCGUUACCAUUCUGCAACAUUGAGGCCCAGAUUACAUCUCCAUCUGUGUAAUCAACAGGGAUGCAGUUCACAGAGUGUCAUUUGACAAUGCAAUGCACUAAAGUUGCUGAAAAACUGAAAAUGUUAUGCACUGUUUGGUUGUAAAGGUCUCUUUUCAAUCAGUAAAUGGUAAAAAAAAAAAAAAGAAUAAAUCUUUGCAUUAUAUUAUCACAUCAUGUACAAGAACGAAAUAUCCACGUUGAGUGUAAUUUGUUUUAUUUGAAAAUCCAAAGCAGCUGCUUGUGUGUUUUGCCUUCUGUAUAGAAUACGGUGAUUAAUUUUAGUAAGCAUUUGAUUUUAGCUUAAAAUAGUUAAAUACAGACUUUCGCCUCAUUUUUAUACUGCAAGACAACAUUUCAUUUCACUACUUAAAACAGCAUCAUGAGACUUGUGUAGCACCAUACAGUUUGAUCCAUCAUAGUAUGCAAUCAGAAUGAAUCUGCACACAACACAAAGUUAUAGCUCAUAGCUAAAUGCAUUAUAAUUCAUCCGAUUGUUUAGAAGUCAUUUUAUGAAUAGGAUAAAAAAAAAAGUUACAAAAGCUCAUGCAAGGUCACAGUCACAAACUCUUUGGAUAAGCAUUGUCUUGGGGAAAAAAUGUUAACAACUAAUGGCCUAGUUUAUUUGAAUCUUGGUCAGCGGUCAAGGUUUGGUGACGGAAAAGUCCAUUUUAAUGUCACCAGUAUGAGGUUCAAAGGUUAAAUUAUA